Acipenser ruthenus (sterlet) is the source of this 4992-nucleotide messenger RNA. Its product is annotated as transcription initiation factor TFIID subunit 4-like. Gene Ontology annotation, molecular function: RNA polymerase II general transcription initiation factor activity; protein heterodimerization activity; DNA binding. Gene Ontology annotation, biological process: DNA-templated transcription; transcription initiation at RNA polymerase II promoter. Lineage: Eukaryota; Metazoa; Chordata; Actinopteri; Acipenseriformes; Acipenseridae. The coding region runs from base 151 to 2868 and encodes 905 amino acids. Gene Ontology annotation, cellular component: transcription factor TFIID complex. The transcript is spliced from 16 exons. The record is from RefSeq and is a predicted model, not a curated record.
AUGGAAUGUGUCAUAAACACAAGAACGAGUGAUGGUGUGUUGUUAUGUAGCACUAUAGUUAACGACCAUGUCAAAUGAAACUACUGACCAAAAGUUUGCACGACCAUGUGUUUUGUUAAUGACUUGCUCAAGUAGUUUAAUCUCAAGGCCAUGACACAUAUGGACGUGACAGGUGGGGUUCGUGUCCCCUCUGCAAAUGAAGCAUUUAGGAGGAUGCCAGCGUCGGAUGCUUCAAAUAAUCAUGCUGAAGUAACAAAAAUACAACCAGAAAGUUGCAACAAAAUCCAGAGUGUCAACGGUGGAAAUGUUUCUGUAAACGCCGUGAGCUGCCAGUCGAGUGGCUUGUUUGUUACAAAUGGCAUAACUGGACAUGUUCAUACAAAUAGUGUAGCUUUGUCUACAACUACGACUCAUCCAAAUGACGUCAAGGCAGUUUCCAAUGGCCAGACAUCGCUUAUAUCAGCAGCAGCUAUGUCAGAUUCUGCUCCAAAUAAUCAAACUUUUGCACUGAGUUCCUGUAAACCACAAACGGUAAUGAUUGCGCCUAAAUCACCUGGUUCUAUAAUGCAGAAAUCUGUUGUAAUUUCAACUAGUUUAAAUAGAGAGAUAACUACAAAUAUUUUAAAUACGUCUGCAAAUAUGCCAGCAUCUUUAGACAGUACAGUACCGAAAAUAGUUGUACAUACAAGUAAGCCUGGAGCAAACGCACAUGCAAUCGUAAGUAGUAAUCCAGGUCAGGAGAGUACAACCAUGACCAGUGCGAACAGCCAUUCCUCAGUUGUCAGCCAUUGCCAACCUUUGCAGACUGUAAAUGUAUCGGGACAGGCAAGCGUGGAUAAAAGCCUGGCACCUGCAUCUCAGACUGGAAUGGUAACAACAACAACUGUGGCAUCUACUUCAAAAGUGACAAGAGUAGGCGCCAUCACUCAGACACCUGGGAAGGGGACUGUACUUGCUGUACCAAGAGUGAGUACUCCUCAGCAAAAUGGGACACCACAGGCUGCACAGACCACUACAAUACAGCUACCUGCAAACUUUAAAAUCCCACAAGGGAUGGUACUUAUUAGAAGUGACAGAGGUCAGCUGAUGUUGGUAUCUCAACAAGCCUUAGCUCAAGCACAAGGGGCUGGACUCCCCAGACCUGCCGCUACUACGCCUACUCUACGAGCUUCUACACCAAAGGCCGCUACAACAACGACUCUUAGAAAACAGGAGUCUGCAACCAUUGUCAAAAACCAAACUCAACAAAUCAGCCCUGCUGUAACUUCGGUGCAAAGGAUUCCAGUAGUAAAAACUACAGGAAUUGCUUUUUCUGCAACAUCAGUUCAAACAGUGAGACCCCCAGGCCCAGCCCCAGCUCCAGCUCCAGCUCCAGCUCCAGCUGCAGCUCCUACCACAGCAGAGGGAUCCAAAGUAAAGUCUGUUGCACAGAGCACUGUCACUGCAGAGACAGUAGAGAAUGCAAAAAAGUGCAAGAAUUUUCUUGUGACAUUAAUUAAGCUAGCCUCCAGCGGAACCCAUUCUGCUGAAAUGGCAAAGAAUGUUAAGGAGUUGGUGCGGAACCUUCUGGAUGCAAAAAUCGAACCAGAGGAGUUUACGAACAGAUUGUACACUGAACUGAAGUCCUCCCCACAGCCUUACCUUGUGCCUUUCCUCAAGAAAAGUUUACCAGCUGUUCGCCAGCUGACCCCAAACUCUCAGCUCUUCAUCCAGCAGUGUGUUCUGCAGAAAGAUGGCAUUGUCUCCACAGCCGCAAUCGCAGCGCAACAGGCUGUGAAACAGACUUCUGUAACAGUUGUUGCCAACAGCAAAACUAUAGAACCGGCAGAGCUUGCACAGCCAGUGAAACCUGCACAACCACCAAAGCCAGCACAGAUGAUAGUUCAGCAACCAAGAGGAGUUGUGAUAAAACCACCAGCAAGCAUUACGCAAUCCCAGCAAUCAACACAGAUUGUGAACAGAAUCCAGCUCAAGACCCCGGUGACAACCACUGUCCGGUCCAAUCUGUAUCCUGCAGGUACUGUUGUAAAGCAGGCAGCACUUCUUGGACCUAAAGCUAUCCGUGUGCAUUUCAAAGAAAAUGGAGCAGCCCUUUUCAGAGAUGAAGAUGACAUCAAUGACGUGGCUUCUAUGGCUGGAGUCAACUUGAAUGAAGAGAAUGCACGUAUCUUAGCCACAAACUCUGAGCUGGUGGGAUCGGUAAUAAGAUCCUGCAGAGAGGAGCCAUUUCUUCUAACAUCUGCCCUGCAAAAGAAAAUUUUGGAAACAGGUAAGAGACAUGGCAUUACAGAAGUAAAUCCAGAUGUUGUGAGUCUUGUCUCUCAUGCCACACAGGAGCGCUUACGGACAUUGGUAGAAAAAAUGACUGUGGCAUCACAACAUCGGACAAGAUCAUACAAGGAUGAUAGUAGAAACUUACUACUGAAUGACACUCGAUCUCAGCUGAAGUUCUUUGAGCAGCUUGAUCGUUUGGAAAAACAAAGAAAAGAUGAAGAGGAAAGAGAAAUGUUGCUACGUGCUGCAAAGAGUCGGUCCAAUAAAGAAGAUCCAGACCAACUGAGGUUAAAACAGAAAGCCAAAGAGAUGCAGCAGUUAGAAUUGGCAGAGAUGCAACAGAGAGAUGCAAAUCGAACCGCGCUUGCAGCCAUUGGGCCAAGGAAGAAACGACCACUAGACUCCUUAGGCUAUGGAUCUGGUAGUGAGACAAUUGGCAACGGAGAUGUUACUGGUGCCUCUCAGUCAGCGAUUCCAAAGCAGUUCUCCCGUCUAAGGACAACCCGUGCCACUCUCAAGGACCUCAUCUUCUGCAUGGAACAGGAGCAAGCCAUGAGACAAUCAAUCACCUUGUAUCGUGCCUUCCUCAAAUAGUUAUUCACUUCAGUAUGUUGGACAAUUUCUGAAGCUGAAAUCCUUUAUUGCACUAUUCUGAAAUAUAUUUCAGAAAAUCUGUCUAUUUGUGGAACAUCGUAUCUAGUUUACAAUCAUUUUUUUUCUUUUAAUUGAAAUAAUUUCAGUCUGUAAUGCGAAGGGAUGCUUGUGCUCCAUUUAUUGUAGUGCAUUUUCAUCUAGAGGUGUACAUCAUCAUUUAUUGUUUCCAUUGAAUGUUCUUUCAGUCAAAUCAGUAAAUGUAAGCAGGUUUAAACUAAUUUGUUCUAAAUUCAUUUGAAAGUUCAGCGCUUAUUAUCGUGAUGUUUGUAGAAGGUUCAAAUGGAGAUGCCAUGCCUAGUUUUUCAUCUGUCAUCUAAUAAUGCAGGGAGGCCUAGUAAAAACUAGAAAAGUUUAAAAAAGAAAUAAAGAGGAAUUCCAGUAUUUCUGUAUGAAUUUUGUUUGUAUUCAUCUCAUUUAUUUUAAGCCAUUAUACUCAUUCCCCCAAAAUAAAAACAGUAUGGCCUUGACUUUCAAGGAGAGGUAGGUCAAUUCUGUGGCUUACUGUGUUAGGCCAGUGACCAGGGGCUCUGUGGUUUUGGUUAGAAAAGACAUACGUAUUUCAGGUUCUAUGAGUGGUCUCAGCUGACCUAUAUGUGCAGUGAUCCGAACCUACAACAUUUACACUGACUGUUUGAGGCUUCAGAAAGCGACACCUCAGAAGAUCUGCCAAUGAGGAGGUGAUCUAACUACUAGAAUGACCAGGGGUGGAUGACAUUUCUGUGUGUGUAUGUUUAGUCUUAAAAAUUAAAAUUAAUUAGAUGUAAUAGAUAUUUAUUUACAGCUUAGCAACCUCUAAUCUGCUUUCAGUUAUACUAUAAUCACUGUAGAGCCUUACAUAUUAAAUACAUUUACUGGAAAAUAAAUAGUGGUGUAAACCUCACAAGUUCUGACAUUAGGUUAUGUGAUUUAAAGAUGUAUUCUUUCAGUGUAUGACUAUUAUUUAAAUGGGUGAUACUCUCUCUGAAGGAUAACAUUAUUAUUAUUAUUAUUAUUAUUAUUAUUAUUAUUAUUAUUAUUAUUAUUAUUAUUAUGCAGUAUACCGAAGGGCUUAUUAAAUCCUAACUGUUCUUGAGAGAAAUAUUUCUGACUUUUUGUUUUGUGUAUUUGUCAGUUUUACCCGUUCUCCUACCCAACUUCAUAUGCCCAAUUUCUCCUCACCGCUGCAACCCACUGAUCGAUCAGCAGGCUGCCUUGAUUCCUGCUUUCAUGCAUAGCGCCUCUCUUCACUCGUCAAACCUGAGCAACAGAUGUUAUCAAACUACUGAACCCUGGGGACAAGGACCCAGCUUGGGAAGUCUUGGGUUUCUCACCAGUAGUGAUCGCUGAAGUACCAUGACAACUCCUGACUACUUUCCUCCUUAACACUCCUGGACCAAAAACAUCACUUAUCAUAUCAAUUAAAUAGUGUGUUGACUAAAUAAAUGCUAUUGUUUGUUACCGAACUAGCAGUAAACUAUCCAUUUAUAAAGACAUUUUCCAGUAGGGAUUUUUUUUUUUUCUAUUUUGGUAUAAAUCCCAUUUCCUUUUGAUAGUACCUGCUAUGGCAAUGCCAAAGAUGUAAAAUACUGUUUAUUUGUUCUGUAUUGUAAAUGCUGAAAAUAUUAUUUGUUGGUUUUGAGGUUGUUCAUACAUUUUGGAUUGGGUUCUUUAAUGCUCCCUGGUGUGGCAUAAUCUGUUUCAUUAAGUAUUCUCACUUAGAUUUGUUUCCUGUCAACACAGGAUAAUUUAAAUACUUGUGUGCACUGUUGUAAGUGUGACAUUGUGAAAUGCAGCUUGAUUAGUGCCACUAAUCACAAGACAAUUUGUUUUGUAUUUUUGAACUACUGUUUGUUAAACUUACAAUUCUGUUUUAAACAAUAUCCAAAAUGUAAUGCAGGAUACGAUUUUUUUUACAAACAGAAAUCUCGUUUUAGACUGCGGGAAGAUGCAAUAUCUAUCUUAAAAGAAACCAACAUUUCUUUUUUUUGUUAAAGCCUAUCAAAUGUGUUUGUAAAAUAUACUUGACAUAGGUUUAAAAUGAUUUUAUAUACUGUGUUUAAAAAAAUAAAUAAAUAAAUUUACUGU